CAAAUGGCGCUGCGGGCGGAAUCAGGGUGACACAGGCGAAUGGCGUGCGAGGACUCCAGCUCUCGGUCGCCGCCCCCCACGCCAUGAGCUUCCCCGCAUCGAGGAUUUUCUUCCAAUGCGACCUCUUCCCUGAAGAAUUUUCGAUCGUCAUAACCUUGAAAGUUCCCAAUCUUCCCCCUAAGAAGAACGAAUACCUGUUCACUGUGGUGACGGAGGAGUCUGACGGGCUGUUGCUGGGCCUGCGGUACUCGCCCACCAGGCUGCACUUCCUGUUCCUCAGCCAGGACGCGGCGGGGGCCUGGCAAACCCGCGUGACCUUCCGCAGUCCCGCUCUGAUGGACAACCAAUGGCACACGCUGGUCUUGGCCGUGUCCGAAGGAUCCUUUUCCCUCACCGCGGACUGCGGCGUCCCCGCGGACAUAAUGGCUGACGUGCCCUUCCCGGCCACCCUCUCGGUGCAAGGAGCCCGAUUCUUCAUCGGCAGCCGGAAGAGGACCAAAGGCCUGUUCACGGGCCUGGUGAGGCAGCUGGUCUUACUGCCUGGCUCGGAUGCCACCGCAAGGCUCUGUCCCUGCAGGAGUCCCGAGCUGGCUGUGCUGUCCAUCCCCCCAGUCCUGCAGGGCCCCCCGGGGAAGCCAGAAGAUAAUGAGGUGCUAAAAUAUCCCUAUGAAACCGACCUGAAGGUGACUCUGGGGUCCCGGCCUCCAUGCACCAAAAUGGAGGAUGCCCAGUUCUGGUUUGAUGCUAGCCGGAAGGGGCUGUUCCUGUGUGUGGGCAGCCAGUGGGUCUCCGUGUUAGCAGCCAAGGAGAAACUGGACUACGUGGAAGAACAUCAAAGCCUGUUCACCGACUCGGAGACGCUGGGCAUCGAGGUCUUUGCCAUCCCCGAGGCCGGGCUCUUCGUGGCAGCCGCCAACCGCAAAGCCACGUCCGCCAUCUACAAGUGGACCGAUGGGAAGUUCGCCUCCUACCAGAACAUUCCCACGCACCAGGCACAGUCCUGGAGACACUUCACCAUUGGGAAGAAGGUCUUCCUGGCUGUGGCUAAUUUUGAACCGAAUGAAAAGGGCCAGGAGUUCUCUGUCAUUUACAAAUGGAGCCAGAGGAAACUGAGGUUCACACCGUACCAGAGGGUCCCCACCCACAGCGCCCGGGACUGGGAAGCCUUCGAGAUGGCCGGGGAGCACUUCCUGGCCGUGGCCAACCACAGGGAAGGUGAUAACCACAACAUCGACAGCGUCAUCUACAAGUGGAACCCGAGGACCCGACUCUUCGAGGCCAACCAGACCAUUGCCACCUCGGGCGCCUACGACUGGGAGUUCUUCACCGUGGGGCCCUACUCCUUCCUGGCGGUGGCCAACGCCUUCAACGGCACGUCCACCAAGGUGCACUCCCACCUGUACGUCUGGCUCCUUGGCUCCUUCCAGCUGUUCCAGGCCUUCCUGACGUUCGGCGCCGCGGACUGGGAGGUGUUUCACAUCGGAGAGAGGGUCUUCCUGGCCGUCGCCAACAGUCACAGCUACGACGUGGAAAUGGAAGCACGCAACGACUCCUACGUCAUCAACUCGGUCAUCUACGAGCUGAAUGUCACCGCGCAGACCUUCGUCAGGUUCCAGGAGAUCACCACCUGCAGCGCUCUGGACUGGGAGUUUUUCUCGGUGGGAGAAGAUUAUUUCCUGGUGGUCGCAAACUCCUUCGACGGGAACACCUUCCUGGUAAACAGUAUUAUUUACAGGUGGCAGGGGUAUGAAGGGUUCGUGGCCGUGCACAGCCUCCCGACCUUCGGCUGCAGAGACUGGGAGACCUUCCGCACCGCGGCGGGUUCCUACCUCGUCUACUCCAGCGCGAAGGAGCCCCGCUCCCGGGUGCUGAAGCUGAGGACGGGGUGA
This is a messenger RNA of Lynx canadensis (Canada lynx), 1889 nucleotides long. It is a transcript of the gene TSPEAR, whose product is annotated as thrombospondin type laminin G domain and EAR repeats. Bases 84 to 1889 code for a protein of 601 amino acids. The record is from RefSeq and is a predicted model, not a curated record. Gene Ontology annotation, biological process: signal transduction. NCBI's taxonomy places the organism in Eukaryota, Metazoa, Chordata, Mammalia, Carnivora, Felidae. The transcript has 11 exons.